This is a messenger RNA of Ailuropoda melanoleuca (giant panda), 1944 nucleotides long. It is a transcript of the gene FOXA3, whose product is annotated as forkhead box A3. NCBI's taxonomy places the organism in Eukaryota, Metazoa, Chordata, Mammalia, Carnivora, Ursidae. The record is from RefSeq and is a predicted model, not a curated record. The coding region runs from base 120 to 1172 and encodes 350 amino acids. Gene Ontology annotation, molecular function: RNA polymerase II cis-regulatory region sequence-specific DNA binding; transcription factor binding; DNA-binding transcription factor activity, RNA polymerase II-specific. Gene Ontology annotation, biological process: regulation of transcription by RNA polymerase II; anatomical structure morphogenesis; cell differentiation. The transcript is spliced from 2 exons.
CCCCGGGCGGUCGGACGGGCGGGCACCAGUCGGAACUCGGGCCGUGCCGGCUGAGAGAUCUGAAGCGCUCGAUUCCCCCCGGGCCGGAGCGGGGGCGGGAGGGGGCGCAGGCCCGGGGGAUGCUGGGCUCGGUGAAGAUGGAGGCCCAUGACCUGGCCGAGUGGAGCUACUACCCGGAGGCGGGCGAGGUCUACUCCCCAGUAACCCCAGUGCCCACCAUGGCCCCCCUCAACUCCUACAUGAGCCUGAACCCUCUGAGCGCUCCCUACCCCCCUGGGGGGCUCCCUGCCUCGCCGCUGCCCUCAGGACCCCUGGCGCCCCCAGCCCCCGCAGCACCCCUGGGGCCCACCUUCCCAGGCCUGGGUGCCAGCGGUGGCGGAGGCAGCGGCUCAGGGUACGGGGGCCCGGGCCCGGGGCUGGUGCACGGGAAGGAGAUGCCUAAAGGCUACCGGCGACCACUGGCCCAUGCCAAGCCGCCAUAUUCCUACAUCUCGCUCAUCACCAUGGCCAUCCAGCAGGCGCCGGGCAAGAUGCUGACCCUGAGCGAGAUCUACCAGUGGAUAAUGGACCUCUUCCCCUACUACCGGGAGAACCAGCAGCGCUGGCAGAACUCCAUCCGCCACUCACUGUCUUUCAACGACUGCUUUGUCAAGGUGGCGCGCUCCCCAGACAAGCCGGGCAAGGGCUCCUACUGGGCCCUGCACCCCAGCUCAGGGAACAUGUUUGAGAACGGCUGUUACCUGCGGCGCCAGAAGCGCUUCAAGCUGGAGGAGAAGGUGAAGAAAGGGGCUGGCGGGACCUCCGCCUCCAGGAACAGUGCAGGGGCUGCUGCCUCGCCCGCCACCCCUGCCGCCACGGUCACCUCUCCCCCGCAGCCCCAGCCUCCGCCCCCUGAACCGGAGGCCCAGGGCGGGGAAGACGUGGGGGCUCUGGACUGUGGCUCACCCCCUUCCUCCACACCCUAUUUCACUGGCCUGGAGCUCCCCGGGGAGCUGAAGCUGGAUGCCCCCUACAACUUCAACCACCCUUUCUCCAUCAACAACCUGAUGUCGGAACAGACACCAGCACCCCCUAAACUGGACGUGGGGUUUGGGGGCUAUGGGGCAGAGGGGGGAGAGCCUGGGGUCUACUACCAGGGUGUCUAUUCCAGAUCUCUGCUUAAUGCGUCCUAGCAGGGGUGUGAGAGUGUGAUGGGUGGGGUAUAGAUGUAGCUCACACCAUCAGGCGCUUGGGGCCUCAUCCUCCUGGUGACACUUGGCUUGUCCCGUCAGUUACCAUCUUGGUUGGUCUAUUACUGUGGUGACUGCUGUCUCUGUGGGCAUCGGGUCCAUCCUUUGGGUACUGUGAUAACUGCCAUUGACAUCUUGGUGGGCCCACUGGGUACUGCAAAGACUGCCAUGUUGAUUGAUGUUAUUUGUCCUUCCUUUGGGUGCUCUGAUGGCCGCCACCUGGGAAGACAUCUUAGUCGGCCCUUUGGACAUGGUGAUGGACGUCCUCUUGACUGACCCUUUGGAUGUGAUGGUGAUACCAUUCCAAUGACAUCUUCUUUGGCCCGUUGGGUGCCGUGAUCACUUCUUUGGUGGGCUUCUUGGCGUAGCAGAGGCCAAGUUGGCCACCAUCCUGCAUAACAUCUUUUUGGGGCCAAGUUGGGUGCUAUGAUGGCCACCAUCUUGGUUGGCUGACAUAACCAGUGUGCUGUUGUGCCCUGUGACAGCUACCACAGCCCCUGGGUUGGCCAUUGUCAUCACUGUCUCUUUGGUGUGAGUUGAGUGAGGGAUGGAGGUGAGAAUAUUCCUUGGUUUUUUUCUGGAGCCCAUUCCCUGCCCUGGUCCAGGAAAAACCAGAAAGGACUGGCUAGGGUGUGGGGAAUUUCUACUGAAGUCUGGUUCUUGCCUGGGAAGCGGGAUACUGGCUGUGUUUGACCAUUAAAGGCACUGUUUCGGC